Messenger RNA from Ruditapes philippinarum (Manila clam), 2959 nucleotides. RefSeq lists its product as uncharacterized. The record is from RefSeq and is a predicted model, not a curated record. Lineage: Eukaryota; Metazoa; Mollusca; Bivalvia; Venerida; Veneridae. The annotation marks the transcript as partial. Gene Ontology annotation, molecular function: protein binding. The transcript has a single exon.
CGAGGACAAAUAGCUUCCUCUCCAGUCAAGCAACAAGUGAUCAGUUGUACGUUACUUCAACGUUACAUGAAGGUGCAAAACGGAAAUUAAAACAUAAUUCUUUUAUCGUUAUAUGUGGGCCUCCAGGUGAAGGCAAAACAACAUUGGCAGCAAAGCUUAUGUGCGAAAUAGCUGAGCCUACAUCUAGAUUUAAAUUGAAUGAUCCAGGUGAAUGGAAGUGGAUAUUUCCAAGAUGGUCCAAUCAAAUAGUAUUUAUUGAUGAUAUUUUUGGAGAAGGUCUGUUCAGAGAAAGUUUAUUAAACAAAUGGUCAACCGUACUGUCUGAAAUAAAACACCGUGCAAAAUUUCUCAUUUUAACAACAAGGGAUUAUAUUUUGGAACAAGCCAAGAACAAAAUGUCGAUGAAAUAUUUGAACGUUUUUGAGGAGAAGCAUAUACACAGACUCUCCUCCUCAGCAUUGUCAAUAUCAGAAAAAUGUCAGAUUUUAAGAGCUCAUCUUCGGUUUUCAAAAAGAAGCUGUGACAGAAACUUUGUAGAGAAAUGUGUUGGUCUGUAUUAUACGUCUGCGUUAGUAGGUUUCCCGGAAAUAUGUAGAUUGUUUGCAAACAACCAUACACUUUUCAUUAAAGGAUCACCAGUCUUUGAAAAUCCUUCACAUUUUUUCAAGAAUUGUAUCAAAGAUAUCUUCCGUGACGAAAACACAUUUAUUGCAAUGAUGCUUAUAUGGAGUAGACCAAACAAAUCACUCAAUGUACUUGAUGUUGAACGUAAACAGUACAGCAUCUUAAAUGUAGCCUACGCAUUCGGGUACGAAUUGAACAACAGUUCAAAGCUGAAAGUCCUUAAAGCCAUGGAAUUUCACAAGAAAGGGUUUUUGACAUAUAACCAAAAUACUGGCCAUUACACAUUCUGUCACACAAUAGUGAGUGAUAUGGUUGGACUUGUAGCAGGACAGGAACAUACAGGAGCAAUUUUAGAAUAUGCAAAUGAGGAAUUCAUCAUGCAGUACAUAACAACGGAUGCAAAUAAGAAUGAUGACUUUCAUAUUUUCAUUGAAGAAUUUAGAUUUCAGCAACUCAACGAUAAUAUCCGAAGAUGCAUUUCAAUAACACCUAAUCCGGUCGGAUGGAAAAAACCAAACACUGGCACUUCCAUAUAUGGGACGGUUGUCACAUUGCCGACAAAGGUAAAACUCAGACAAAUGCCUUUAUUCAUUGGCGAAGAUACUUUGAAUGCAGCAAUAGUCAAACACGAUUGCUUCAAUAAUAGAAAAUACAUCGAACAUUGUUUGGAACGGUCUAGUUUCCUAUCUUCUCCAGUUAUAAGUUUUCGGAGACAGUUCGGAUACUACGGAGUUGAUGUUGGAGAUAGAUUCCUAACUGUCAAUUUGCCAUUACGUGCACUUUUGUAUGACAAUAUCAUGUUACUUGAUGUCUUUCUUAAACAGAAAACAUUCAACUAUUAUAUGCAAUCCACGAAAGAUUUCUUUUAUGUUGGAAUGCUUAUAGCUGCACAUAAAGGUCUAGUACAUGCUGCUGAUUUAUUAUUGAAACAUGGAGGAAAAGUUUGUGAAGACGCGAUUUUUAUCGCCGCCGAAAACAGUGACAUAAGAAUGCUAUCUUACCUGUUAACACAUCGUGGAAAUGAUUAUUCAUUUGACUCAAAUAUAAUGAAUAAGAAUAGUCCUUUAAUUGCUGUGGCAAAGAGAGGUCUGAUUCCACCAAUGAAAUGCCUUCUUUACCAUGGUGUGGAUAUCAACUAUAGAAAUGCUAAUAAAGCCUCUGCUCUUGAAAAAGCUGUUUUAUACCAGCAAAGAGAUGCAUGUAAAUUCCUAUUGGAAAAUGGGGCAGACGUCAAUGGAAAGGGUGGGAAAUAUAAGAGAACACCUCUUCAUAUUGCAGCUGAUAUUGGUGCUAUUGAAAUAGUUGAGUUAUUACUUCAGCAUGGUGCUGAAGUAAAAAUAAAAGAUUGUAAAGGCCAUUUUCCAAUUUUUUGUGCUGCUAUUCAAGGUCAUGCAGAAACGGUUGAUUGUAUGCUGAAAAAGGACGUUUCACAAGCAAUGUUAAGAAUAUCAUCAUACGGAAGGAAGUCUGUUAUCAAAGGAAUGGGACUUAUGCAUGUAGCUGUUUGGAAAAAUGAUAUAAAAUUAUUAACUAUACUUAUACAAAACAAGGUUAACCCUGAUUCGCGUGACUUUUACGGCCGAACGCCAUUUUAUUGUGCGGUCGAUAGUGGUAGAACGGAAAUAAUGGAUGCACUUUUGUCCGUUUCAAAUGUAAAACUUGCUGAGAAGAACGGAUUCACACCCUUGCAUACGGCAAUUCACCGUAGACAUACAUAUAUAGCUAAACAAAUAUGUCUUUUAUCGGACAUAAAUGCACAAGACAAAUAUGGAAAGACUGCGCUACAUACUGCAUGUGAGGAACUAGAUACUGAAAUAUUUCAUUUGCUCGUUAUGGUUUGUGGUGCAGAUUUGCGGAUACUUACAAAAACAGGGAAUCAAUAAUGAAUAUCUUGCAUGAUACACUCUUGCGUCCAUUACUUUCAAAAUUCAUGUCUCCAAAGAAAUUCAAACACAUGUCUGCGGAAGGAGUGAGAUUCGGAGAACAGAAUCUUAAAACAGAUGAAACCUGGGAGAUCUUUAGACGUAUUGUUGCAGAAAAAGAUCCGCAGUUUGCAGACACAUGGAUAGACGUGUUCGCUCGUAGAAAUCUUCAAAGCAAGUAAUUUUACGACAAAUGAAAGACCACACAUUGUCCAUUUGUAUAUUAGAGUGAAAAACAAUUAGUAAAACUUGUAUUUUUCAGUCUAUAUCUAUGAAUGAAAAGCGUAUACAUCUACAUAUACUUACAAUCCAUCUUUUUAAUGACAAUAAAAAUGUGCAGAAAAAUAUGUACCUACCUUGCACGACUCAAAAGAAAAAGACAGAUAUUAUAAACGAUUAAACUAUAAAUAUAU